Molecule: messenger RNA, 1146 nt
Organism: Pseudozyma hubeiensis SY62
Lineage: Eukaryota; Fungi; Basidiomycota; Ustilaginomycetes; Ustilaginales; Ustilaginaceae
Exons: 4
Coding region: 1-1146 (381 amino acids)
Molecular function (GO): calcium ion binding; enzyme regulator activity
Source: RefSeq, a predicted model, not a curated record
AUGAGCGAAGGCGCGAGCCGAGGUUGCAGUUUGCACGAGAACGUCACAAGAAGCCUUCUGUGUGCGGGGUUGCCAUCAACGAAACGAGAACGGAAAGAGCUGGACCGAGCGUCGAGAAUUGCCUUUGAGGGUUCCAGACAAACUGCAACCAAGCCGCUGCGCUGUAAUUCGAGUGUUGGAUUUCGCAGCUCACCAGGACAGAGAGAGAGGUGGAGAAAGCAAUUCGUCACUGUUUCCUCAGGACAGCGCACAGCCGAGGAGGGCAAGCAAGUUGCUUUUGUCUUUCCAAGUUGGUCGGUGCUGGAUUCGCAUUUGCGCUCGGACGCGAUCUUAUCUUGCUUCUCAACCCUCAUCCUCUCCUCUCUCGUUUGGGACUACCCGCGCAUCAGUACAAACAUCAAGGCGGAUAGGCGGCGAAACAACACAUCUAUGGCGAUCGCUGUUGACUUUGCAAUGGUUGAUGACAUUGGCAAAGUGAUUGACGUCAAACAGACCCGUGCUGACCAUCGUAACGCUUCUCUUCUACAACAAACGCGCCGCCUUCCAUCUCUCACGCCAACAUCUUCCUCGGUCUUUGCGCUCGCAGUCAACACAUUCAAUAUGGCUGACCAGCUCACCGAAGAUCAGAUCGCCGAGUUCAAGGAGGCUUUCUCCCUGUUCGACAAGGACGGCGAUGGCACCAUCACCACCAAGGAGCUCGGCACCGUCAUGCGAUCGCUCGGCCAGAACCCCACCGAGGCAGAGCUCCAGGACAUGGUCAACGAGGUCGACGCAGAUGGCAACGGCACCAUCGACUUUCCCGAAUUCCUCACCAUGAUGGCACGCAAGAUGAAGGAUACCGACUCGGAAGAAGAGAUCAAGGAGGCCUUCAAGGUGUUCGACAAGGACGGAAACGGUUUCAUCAGUGCUGCUGAGCUUCGACACGUGUACGUACAAUAUCCUCGGACCGUUCGCCCCUGCCGCACAAGCGGACACGAGGCCGAAUGCCAUCGCAUACUCGCUCACACCCGCUUCAGCUCUGGCAUGACAAACCUGGGCGAGAAGCUCUCAGACAACGAGGUGGACGAGAUGAUUCGCGAGGCCGACGUCGACGGCGAUGGCCAGAUCAACUACGACGAGUUUGUCAAGAUGAUGCUCAGCAAGUGA